This is a messenger RNA of Mugil cephalus (flathead mullet), 1209 nucleotides long. Its product is annotated as oxidized low-density lipoprotein receptor 1-like. The coding region runs from base 154 to 1209 and encodes 351 amino acids. Gene Ontology annotation, cellular component: plasma membrane. The record is from RefSeq and is a predicted model, not a curated record. The transcript has 7 exons. Gene Ontology annotation, molecular function: transmembrane signaling receptor activity. Lineage: Eukaryota; Metazoa; Chordata; Actinopteri; Mugiliformes; Mugilidae.
GGGACAACAGCCGCCAGGACGGCCAGGACGUCUUCAAAGGCUUCCCCUCAAGUCUGGAGAGUUUCUAACCUUUGGUGUUUUGUUAAUGCUUUGAGGAAUUAAGGAAUAAAAGGGUUAAUCUGAAUAACAUCCUCAAAACAAAGAUUUGUGACGAUGGAGGAAGAAAUGAAUUAUUCUACAGUGGUUUUUAAAAUUAGUGCUCCACCUUCAAAAGAGAAAGAAGAAGAACCGGUGAUUUAUUCUGAGGUCAAAACCAAAGAGUCUGUAGCUGCUGCUCCACAGGAAAAAGAAGGACCACCGAUUUAUUCUGAAGUCAAAACCAAAGAGUCUGUAGCUGCUGCUCCACAGAAAAAAGAAGAACCGCCGAUUUAUUCUGAGGUCAAAACCAAAGAGUCUGUAGCUGCUGCUCCACAGAAAAAAGAAGGACCACCGAUUUAUUCUCAAGCAAAACCCAAAGCAUCAGCUCCUACUGCACCAACAGAAGGCGAAGCAUCCAAACACUCUCACAUCCGUCUGCUGCUGCUGUGUUUGGGGAUCCUCUGCAUCCUCCUUGUGGUGACAGUCAUUGUCGUUGUUGUCUACCUCUUCUUAGUCACUGGGGAGAAGGACAAGCAGGCAGCAAACCUCACAGCAGAAAAUAAGCAGCUGAUCAGAGACUUGGUAAAUAUGACAGAGGAGCUGAUCAGAAACAAGAAUACGACAGAGGAGCUGAUGAGAGACUUGAAGAACACGACAGAGGAGCUGAACAGAAACAAGAAUACGACAGAGGAGCUGAUCAGAGACUUGGUGAAUACGACAGAGGAGCUGAACAGAAACAAGAAUAUGACAAAGGAGCUGAUGAGAGACAGAGAUGAUCUCAACUACACCCUGAGAGCCAUCCUCAAAUACGACUCAUUCCCAGUGUCGGCGUUCUGCUCUGGACUGAUGGUUUCAGGCUGUAAUCCGUGUCAUAGUGGGUGGCUUCUGUUCCAGGAUAAAUGCUACCUGUUUUACAACCAAAGCGCUCCAUGGAAAACUUGGCAGGAGAGCCGAGACAUGUGCCAAAAUAAUUCUUCAGAUCUGGUUAUUAUCGACAGCCCAGGGGAACAGGAAUUCAUCAGGAAUCACACAGAGUACUACUAUGACGAAUAUCACGGAUACUGGAUUGGGCUGAAAGAAAGUAACAACACCUGGUUCUGGGUCGAUGGACGUAAUGUCACUCUGGAGUAA